AUUCUACUCGCCCCUUUGCUCCCUCCCGAGCUCUUUCCUUACUCAUCCUCGACUACCUCGUCAGCUCCGCUCACGACUAGACUACCCUUUCAAGCCUACUUGCUCUGACCUACUCUACCUCCUUCAGCCAUCACUCAACAUGUCCACCAACCCCGUGUUCGCCAUUGCCCAGGCCAAGCAUGAUGUGCUCGUGUCACAUCUGCCUCAUCCUACGACCGGCGCUGUGAUGCCCCAUCAAAUCCCAGCUGAGGCUCGGCUCCUUGCCCUCGACUCUGUCUUCAACCCCCACCUUCCUCACCUCACCGCGCCUCAUGCCGUCGGGGCUGUGGUGCAGCCUCGCGUGCAUGGUCCGGUACAAGCGCGGAGGUACGUGGAGGUAGCCAAGACGGAGGCUUUCCACGACGUCAUGGCCUCUGCCGCGCAUCGCGGGCUGGACGUAGCCGAACAGCCUAUCACAGGCCCCAUGGAAGUCUCGUUGGCGGCCAAGAAGACCUUGUACAAGAAGCUCUUGGGCUUUUGAGCCGCCGGUGGUACGAGGAGUCGCCAUGGCAUACCAGCCGGUAGAAGCUGCGAGAGGCAGGGCGCAUGGCAUGAAGACAGGCAGCUCGCGAAGGUCUAUCAUAUUGAGAGUGCACGAACUAGCUUUUCACACUUGUUAUGUUGUAAAUAAAGAUUGAAUACCAG
Molecule: messenger RNA, 684 nt
Organism: Guillardia theta CCMP2712
Lineage: Eukaryota; Cryptophyceae; Pyrenomonadales; Geminigeraceae
Exons: 1
Coding region: 140-520 (126 amino acids)
Source: RefSeq, a predicted model, not a curated record